Messenger RNA from Harpia harpyja (harpy eagle), 6840 nucleotides. RefSeq names its product neuropilin 1 (gene NRP1). NCBI's taxonomy places the organism in Eukaryota, Metazoa, Chordata, Aves, Accipitriformes, Accipitridae. Bases 567 to 3338 code for a protein of 923 amino acids. Gene Ontology annotation, cellular component: membrane. Gene Ontology annotation, biological process: angiogenesis; vascular endothelial growth factor signaling pathway; axon guidance. The record is from RefSeq and is a predicted model, not a curated record. The transcript has 18 exons. Gene Ontology annotation, molecular function: vascular endothelial growth factor receptor activity; semaphorin receptor activity.
UCUCUUAUUGCCGCUGAGUUGCGCUCCUCUUCCUCAGGCUGCGAGCAGGAGCCGCCCGGGCGCUUCUCCCUUCCCCGGCCGGCCGGGAGUCCCUGCGGCGGCAGCGCGCUCGCUCGCCCGCCUCCCGCCGGGGCAGAGCACCCCCGCCCCGUCUCCCGGAGCCCGCCCCGGCAGAGCGCUCCAGAGGUGCCAGCAGCCGCCAGGAUUUUUGUCUGUCUUGUUUGUGUGUUUGUUGGGUUUUGGUUUUGGUUUUGUUUUUCUUUUUUUUUUUUUUCCCCCUCGUUUUCAUUUGGCUGUCUAGUCUUGCUGGGAAUGGCAGGGGCAGCGGCGCCUGGAGAAGGAACAAGUGUGGAGAAAGGGAGAGGGAGCCGGAGCUAAAUGACAGGAUGCGGGCGACCUGAGGCACAGAAAGAAGCCAGCUUCCCUCUGCCCCCGGGACUGCCCUUGCGGACCGCGCUUUCUGCUCCUGACUCCGGCCGGAGGAUUUAAGACCUAGGAAGAGUUGUGCUUGGAGGGCGUUUAUUUUUUUUUUUUUUUUCCUCCUUUCCCUGCUGUCGGAAGGGAAAAUGGAUUGGGGACUUCUCCUGCACUGUGCAGCCCUCACCUUCACCCUCGCCAGGGCUCUGCGAAGCGAUAAAUGCGGCGACACGAUCAAAAUUUUAAACCCCGGGUACCUCACCUCUCCCGGCUACCCGCAGUCCUACCACCCCAGCCAAAAAUGCGAGUGGCUGAUCCAGGCGCCGGAGCCCUACCAGAGGAUCAUGAUCAACUUCAACCCCCACUUCGACCUGGAGGACCGCGACUGCAAGUAUGAUUAUGUUGAAGUGAUUGAUGGAGAUAAUGCUGAAGGACGCUUAUGGGGAAAGUACUGUGGAAAAAUUGCUCCCCCUCCUUUAGUGUCUUCGGGGCCAUAUCUUUUUAUUAAAUUUGUUUCUGACUAUGAGACGCAUGGAGCAGGAUUUUCUAUCCGUUAUGAGGUUUUCAAAAGAGGACCUGAAUGUUCCAGAAACUUUACUGCAUCAAGUGGAGUGAUAAAGUCCCCCGGAUUCCCUGAAAAAUAUCCCAAUAGCCUUGAAUGCACUUAUAUUAUCUUUGCACCAAAGAUGUCAGAGAUUAUACUGGAAUUUGAAAGCUUUGAGCUAGAACCUGACUCAAAUACUCCAGGGGGAGCAUUCUGUCGCUACGACCGGUUGGAAAUCUGGGAUGGAUUCCCUGAUGUUGGCCCGCACAUAGGGCGUUAUUGUGGGCAAAACAACCCAGGACGUGUCCGGUCUUCGACAGGGAUCCUUUCAAUGGUAUUUUACACUGACAGUGCAAUAGCAAAAGAGGGAUUCUCAGCAAACUACAGCGUGUCGCAGAGCAGUGUAUCAGAAGAUUUCCAGUGCAUGGAACCACUGGGCAUGGAGUCAGGAGAAAUUCACUCUGAUCAAAUCACUGUCUCCUCCCAGUACAGCGCUAUCUGGUCUUCAGAAAGGUCCCGGCUAAAUUACCCUGAGAAUGGAUGGACCCCAGGGGAAGAUUCCAUUAGAGAAUGGAUACAGGUAGAUCUAGGCCUUCUCCGCUUUGUUUCUGGAAUUGGGACCCAAGGAGCCAUUUCAAAAGAAACAAAGAAAGAAUAUUAUCUGAAAACAUACCGCGUAGAUGUCAGCUCCAAUGGAGAGGACUGGAUUACACUGAAGGAGGGAAAUAAGCCUGUUGUGUUUCAAGGGAAUAGCAAUCCCACUGAGGUUGUUUACAGACCUUUUGCCAAACCAGUUUUAACACGGUUUGUGCGAAUUAGACCUGUGUCUUGGGAAAAUGGAGUAUCACUGAGAUUUGAAGUUUAUGGCUGCAAGAUAACAGAUUAUCCUUGCUCUGGGAUGCUGGGUAUGGUGUCUGGGCUCAUUCCUGACUCUCAGAUUACUGCAUCUACUCAAGUUGAUCGAAACUGGAUUCCAGAAAAUGCUCGCCUCAUAACAAGCCGUUCAGGUUGGGCGCUGCCACCAACUACUCAUCCAUAUACAAACGAAUGGCUUCAAAUAGACCUCGGUGAAGAAAAAAAAGUGAGGGGCAUAAUUGUCCAAGGAGGCAAGCACCGAGAAAACAAAGUAUUCAUGAAAAAAUUCAAAAUUGGCUACAGCAACAAUGGGUCAGAUUGGAAAAUGAUCAUGGAUUCCAGCAAGAAAAAGAUAAAGACUUUUGAAGGCAACACCAACUAUGACACGCCUGAACUGCGGACUUUUGAACCUGUAUCGACAAGAUUCAUCCGCGUCUACCCUGAGAGAGCCACACACGGAGGACUGGGGCUGCGAAUGGAGCUGCUGGGCUGUGAACUCGAAGCUCCUACCGCUGUCCCUACUGUUUCCGAAGGCAAACCCGUGGAUGAGUGUGAUGAUGACCAGGCAAACUGUCACAGUGGCACAGGUGAUGACUACCAACUGACAGGUGGUACUACAGUGCUGAAUACAGAAAAGCCAACAGUAAUAGACAAUACAUUACAACCAGAGCUGCCACUAUACAACUUCAACUGUGCCUUUGGCUGGGGAUCCCAGAAGACUUUGUGCCACUGGGAGCACGACAACCAGGUGGAUUUAAAGUGGGCAAUCCUGACCAGCAAAACUGGGCCGAUUCAAGACCACACAGGAGAUGGCAAUUUCAUUUAUUCACAAGCUGACGAAAGCCAGAAAGGGAAAGUUGCCCGACUGCUGAGCCCCGUGAUUUACUCACAGAACUCUGCCCACUGCAUGACUUUCUGGUACCACAUGUCUGGUGCACACGUUGGCACCCUGAAGAUCAAACUGCGGUACCAAAAGCCGGAUGAAUAUGACCAGGUGCUGUGGACCCUGAGCGGGCACCAGGCAAACUGCUGGAAGGAAGGACGUGUUCUUCUUCACAAGUCUGUGAAACACUAUCAGGUGGUUAUUGAGGGAGAAAUUGGAAAAGGAACUGGAGGAAUUGCCGUGGAUGAUAUUAAAAUUGACAAUCACGUAGCACAAGAGGAUUGCCGAAAAUCAACUGAUGUGGAGAAUGAAAUAGAUGAAGAAGAAGACCCAGAAAGUAAUCAAACAGGGUUUACACCUCCAUACCAUACAGGCGAGGACUACGAUGAUAACAUCUCCAGGAAACCAGGCAAUGUCCUGAAGACCCUAGAUCCAAUCCUUAUUACCAUCAUAGCCAUGAGUGCACUCGGGGUGCUUUUAGGAGCCAUCUGUGGAGUUGUCCUGUACUGUGCCUGUUGGCACAAUGGGAUGUCAGAGAGGAACUUGUCUGCACUGGAGAAUUACAAUUUUGAACUGGUCGAUGGUGUGAAACUGAAAAAAGAUAAACUAAACACACAGAAUUCAUACUCGGAAGCAUGAAGGUAUAAAGCGACUAGAGAAGUUUCAGAGAAUCGGGAUGGAAGGACAUAGCUCGGUCAUGCUGGGGAACUGUUGAUCUUCUUUUACUGUACAGGCUGAAAAGUGCAUUGAUGACACUGAGCCAAGCUUUUCUCAGGAGCUUCAAUGAGUGUGUAACUGAUAAACAUGGACAACAAUCUGUGUUAACAAUCUGAAUCAUGUACAGUCUGCUUUUUCUGUUGGUUUCGUUUGGAAUAAUCAAAUGCUGGUAUUGAGACCAAGUAUGAUUGACUUAUAGUUCAUUUUGUCUUUCUUUCUCUCCCUCUCUCUUGUUUUCUGUUAAUGGAUAAUUUGGGUUUUACUGUGCAAAAUCCAAGAUGCUGUCACAAAAUGUAUUCAGUGGGGUCCUUUGGAUGGACAUGCUGUCUGUAGCUCAGUGCCCAGAAAAUAUUGGAGUAACAGCAAUUUAGUGGACUCCUGCACCUGUAUUUGUGUAUAAUUGCUCGUGUUGUGCAUAGGCAAAGAAGGGUUAGGAUGUUUUUGAAAGUACUGCUGCAUCAGUACCGAUAUAGUGUGUCAGCUCUGUUUACGAAGCAAUACAGUCAAAUUUUAUUGAUGUUUUUCAGUGUUGUACUAAAUUUUGUGCUUGUGAACGCCAUAAAAGAGUAUGUGCCAUCAUCAGACACAACUGGUAACCAAGUGUACUGCCUAAAAACUAAACAAAAAAAGUCCUUGGCACUGGCUAGUGUAUGUCCUCUCAAGUGCCUUUUUGUUUGUACUGCUUCUCAUUGUGUUAACAUUAACUACAGCUCCGCUUCUCUGCAGUUAUGCCCUUGUCUUUAAUCAUAUUCUAAUGGCUCACUGACUAAAAGAAAAGUAUAUUUUAGUGUAAGAAAGUAGCCUCAGCAAGGCAAGGGCUAAUCAGAUUUGACAACCUGGCUCGAUUGUUCUGCUUUCUGUAUUUCAACUUCAUGUCUCUUGACCCUUUUGUAUAAAGCUGCAAUAUUCCCUUUUAUUGUUCUUUCAUAUAGAAUGUAUUUUCAAAUGUAAAAUCUCUCUCCCUUUCUCUUCUCUUUCUCUCUCUCUUUCUCUUUCUGAGUAGAUUGCAUAAGCAUUUGCCAUUGCCAAGGAAAGAAAACUGCAGCUUUAACUUGCUGGUAAUGGCAAAGGAUUUUAUUAGAGUUUGUGUUAAAAAAUAAGGGAAAAUUCUUAACUUUACCCUCCAAAGUCGAACUUUGGGUUUCUUCUUAACAGCAUAAAGUGACAGUAUCUUUUUUCCUGAAGUCAUGAAAUAUGUCUUUUAUCCUGAACAGCUUGCCUGUUAAUUACACUAGGGAGAAUGAUUCCCUUACUGAAAAGAUUGCCUGUAAAAAGAGAAACUUUCCUCCUCCUGCCCCUACCUGAACCCAGAGUUCUGUUCUCUCAGUAAACGUGUAUUUUCAUGCUAAUCAAUGCUAAUUGGUCUUAUGUGUGGGUAUUGAGGGCAGAAUAAAAUCCCACAGUGUAUGUAGGGUAUGUUCUUAUCAUCCUGUUAUAUCCAAUUGGCAUUUCAUACCAGGAGGUUUCUGUUUGACCAGAAGUGCAGAUAGUGACAGAUUCAGCGAGCCGAGUAAUGUAAGCUGUUGGGAAAAUGUGCUUGACAAUUAUGUGGCAAUUUUUUAAUACUUUAGGACAAAUACUAUUGGACAAAUAUAUUCAACAGCCUAUGCAUCUGGUCCAACAGGGUAAAAAGAAACAAGAUUUUGUUUCCCGCAGGGGUCCAUAGGAAGAGGCGAGGGACCAGAGGGAUUGCUCCCCUCCUGCAGGUGCGAGGGGAGCCCCUGGGUUUUCUGCAGUGCCCCGCACACAGCACAGCCAUAAUUGGGGAGGCAGUGGAAGAAGGCAGCUUUAACCUUCCCCUGCGUAUCUACCAACCAGCAGAUAGAACCAGUGCAAACAUGGGGAAAGGAACGUCCUGCAAAGUGCUGAACUUAUAUUUUUCCUCACUGAAUUCCCUGAGUAGAGUCAGGGAAGUGAUUGUGACUUUCUGAGUUAGUCUUUUCCAAAACUGCUUUUGUAGUAAAGCAAUGAAGUACCCUGUCCAGGAUCAGGACUAAAGAAGGGCUAAUUCAGCCUUGAAUUACAUAGAGCAACAGAAUCCACCCCUAUUUAUCAAUUAAAUGUUUUGAAGCAUACCAUUUCACCAAUAUGAACCAUAAAACAGAAAAAUCUGUAGAAAAUCCACCAGUAACCUACAAAUUGAAGAAAAGAGAGGGAGACUGGAGGUAAAAAUAUGAGUUUUGAAGUGGAAAUAUUUUAAAGGACAACCCAAUAGAAAAAAACAGUGGACAGUUGCUACUUCAAAGGAGUCCUAAAGGCAAAGACUAUAGUGAAAAUUCAAACACCCACUUCAGGUCAUCAAACCUCAGAUGCCUAAAUUGGAAGAGUUACCUCCCCAGGAUCUAGACCUUGGCUCUUCCAGAAGGUGAGACAGAGCACCUAAGGCCUGAAAGUUUUGCCUAAAAGUUAGUCCAUUAAAUGUCCCAAGUGACAAACUCACUUUGGCAGAGGUAGAAUUUUCAUUUGUAUCUAACACUGUAAUUUGACCAUAAUGGUAUCGCAGCAGCUAGUUAAUUAACCCAAAGAGAAAAAGGAUUUUUUCAAAAGUAUUUUAAGUACACCAUCACUGUGUGUUUCAGGUGUUAGGGUCUGUUCUGAAAACACUUCUAGUCCACUACUUGAUUGAGAGUUACAUGCAUAUAUUGCCUUGAAAAGAAAAUCCCAAUGGGGAGCCCAGGCCCAAAACCUUUUGAAAUAUUCCCAUGGAUCCACAGAUUUCAAUAGAUUCUGGACCAGCUCUUGGUCUUGAUCUAUUUGAACAGUAAAGCUGGUGGUUGCUGGGGUUUUGUCUUCUUUUAACAUACUGAGAAUAGUGAACGCAAAAUGAAAUAUAUCUCCUUUGUUGUCUUCAGACCUUACUAUGAUAAUGAGGAUCUAGCACUGAAGAUUUGAUUUCUCUGAAGGUAAUAGAAUGAAAGUUGCCCUUCAAUAAAGGAAAAAUGAUACUGCAACUUUACAUUGAAAAGUAUCUUGCACUGAUAAAUAUAUUUAAAAAAAUUAUAUGUUUAUAAAGUUAUUAAUUUGUAAAGGCAGUGUUACAAAAUGUUCAGUUUAUAUUGUUUUAGAUUGUUUCAUAAUUUUUAAAGUGUAAAAUAACAUAUUUUUUUCUUUAUUGAAAAACUAUAAAAAUCUUCUGUAGUAAAAUGAUUUCAUUUUACUGGUAUAUUAUUGCUUCAUGUUUUGUACCAUCAUAAAACUUUGUGCAAAUUUUUUUUACAGAAAUUUUUAUUUUCUAUGACAAUAUGACACUUGUAAAUUGUUGUUUCAAAAUGAACAGCGAAGCCUUAACUUUAAAUGACAUUUGUAUUCUCAGACACUGAGUAGCAUUUAAAAAAAUCACAUAGAACUGAACUGUAACUUAAAUUUCCAAACUAUGACUACUACAUUCCAAAGAAACAGUUGAAUUAAACAUUUUCAUAAAAUA